GCGCCAAUGAGUGGCAGUCUCACACGACACUGUGACUGUGUGGCGUCCCUCAAAUCCAAAUCCAUGGGUCUCGAGCUUCUAUUCUCACUUUUUCUUUCAUGAUUUAUGGACACUCGUGGAUCGAUGGAUUACACAGCAAUUGGCAAAAGUAGGGAACAUUAAAGUGUUUUAUAUUUAGUUUAUGUCUGACUUAAAUACUGCUGCUGAUAGAGGUCACUAAAGGAGUUGUGAAAGGACGUAAAGGCGAACCUCAUCUGUUGGACUGUACUGGUACCGUCACGGACAAUGUUCUCGGCAACGGGGAAGCGCUGUUUUACCAUUGAGUCUUUGGUGGCGAAGGAAAACCCUUUAACACCAGAAGACCCCAUUCGCCCUACCGCCCUAAGCUACUCGACGCCUGCUGACAGUUUUCUUAACGGGUAUCAAAGCCCCGCAGGCCGCGCGCUCUAUCCAAACCCUGAACUGGUGUUUUCGGAGACUGUGAACCACGCGCCUCUGAGCAUGCACCCACACCCGCUCGGCAGCACACACCUGCAGCACCCGCACUUCUUUGGCACGCAGCACCGUGAGCCACUCAAUUUCUACCCGUGGGUCUUAAGGAACAGGUUUUUUGGCCAUCGGUUUCAAGGGAACGACGUCUCACAGGACACGCUGUUACUACACGGCCCUUUCGCGAGGAAGCCCAAACGGAUCCGCACCGCGUUCUCGCCCUCUCAGCUCCUGCGCCUGGAGCGCGCCUUCGAGAAGAACCAUUAUGUAGUCGGAGCCGAACGGAAACAGCUCGCUAACAGCCUCAGUCUGUCUGAGACUCAGGUGAAGGUGUGGUUUCAGAACCGCAGGACCAAGUAUAAGCGACAGAAGCUGGAGGAAGAGGGCCCGGAGUGCACACAGAAGAAGAAGGGAAGCCACCACAUUAACCGCUGGAGGAUUGCCACCAAACAGAACGGAUCUGAGGACAUAGAUGUCAUGUCUGAUGCCUAAGACCAACCUAAACACUGCCCAAAUGAACACACAAGACCAAGAAAAGCACUAUUUAUUUAAUGUUAUUAGUCAUGGCAUUUCAGAUUCUAAUCCUAACUGCAGAGGACCUGACCCCGUGAGUGUGGGAAAUGUGAGUUAUGGAUGAAUUAAACCAGUCAGCAAGUAAUCUUAAUCCAGGACUGAACACUAUAGUUGUUUAACAUACCUCUGCUGGAAUUAUCUAAUGUUCGAGAUAUGCCUCACCUGUAAGAAGAAAUCAUUUUA
Molecule: messenger RNA, 1245 nt
Organism: Rhinichthys klamathensis goyatoka
Lineage: Eukaryota; Metazoa; Chordata; Actinopteri; Cypriniformes; Leuciscidae
Gene: emx1
Product: empty spiracles homeobox 1
Exons: 3
Coding region: 286-981 (231 amino acids)
Biological process (GO): neuron differentiation; central nervous system development; brain development
Molecular function (GO): DNA-binding transcription factor activity, RNA polymerase II-specific; DNA binding
Source: RefSeq, a predicted model, not a curated record